AUGGCUCAAUCCACUCAGUGCUAUCUUCCGCGAUUCGCCUCUGCGGUCGAUGGUCUCAAACGCCCAACUUCGAUAAAAACGAAACCAAUAGCCUCGCAAAAUGCGCAGUUAUCAACCGCAUGCACCGAAGGCCGUUUGGACUCCAUCAUACGAGCGACAUGGGCUCUCGUUUUGCACUACUAUAUCCGAACCGAGGAUAUCUCCUUUGGUUACCAACUUCUCGCGGACUCAUGCCCGCAAUCUGCACAGCGCUCAAGUGGCGACAUUUCGACAAUCCGCGUUUCAAUCAGCGACAACGACUCUCUUACGGCCAUUGUAGAUAAGGUGCGCGCAACUGCACCGGAAACACGACUUGGACUCUCGGAGACAUCCGAGGGGCAUCUUCCUUUCAAUACGGUUGUGACGCUGUGUACAUAUGAUUCAGUUGCCGAUUCCACGCCCGCGACGGCAGCGCUCCCGGACGAGUGCCAAGUCCGUCUUCAUGUUCAGGUGCUGCGUGGAGACAUCAGUAUCUUCCUUGAAUGGCGCGAAGGCGACAUGUCCGAGGACCAAAUGAAGAGCGUGGGCAACAUUUUUGAGCAGUUCCUUGCCAAAAUCCUCUCUGCUGAGAACACCGCUAUUAGCCAGCUUAAUUUGUUCACAGAGAAUGAUUGGGAGCGCAUCUGCAAGUGGAAUGCCACCAUUCCCCAUCUUUAUGACCGCUGCAUCCAUGAGGCUAUCCACGACCAGAUGCUCAGCGGGCCAGACCGUGAGGCCGUUUGCGCAUGGGAUGGCAGUUUGACCUUUGGCGAGUUGGAUCGCCAUGCCUCGAAGCUUGCGUGUCACCUGCGCAUGCAGGGCGUCGGCCCGGAAAUCCGCGUGGCUUUGUGUUUCGAGAAAUCGAAAUGGAACAUUGUUGCGAUGCUUGGCGUUAUGAAAGCCGGGGGAGCGUUUUCUCCUCUCGACCCAACUCACCCCACGUCACGACUGAAGGGUCUCGUUGAAUCGCUCGACGCUUCGGUUGUCCUCUGUUCUGCGAAUCAUGCUGAGAAAUUACGACCGAUCGUCAAGACCUUAAUACCCCUUUCCGCGGAGACCCUGGACUCCCUGUCCGAUGCGGCGGAUAGUGUUGAUCUUGCAUCCGGUGUCACCAGUCAAAAUGCAGCUUACGUUCUGUUUACUUCCGGAUCGACUGGCGAACCCAAGGGAACUUUGCUGGAGCAUCGUGCGUUCCUGUCCAGUGCGAUGGUGCAUGGUCCCAGACUGCAUAUCUUCCGCGAAUCACGCGUGCUCAAUUUCGCUGCACACACAUUCGAUGCGAGCCUGGCUGAAAUUCUGACGCCGCUCAUCCACGGCGCUUGCGUCGUCGUUCCUAGCGAGGAGUCUCGCCUCAAUGACAUUGUCACCCCGAUCAAUGAAAUGCGAGUCACCCAAGCAACCUUUACGCCAUCUUUUAUCGGCUUCAUUGAUAUCGACAGUGUGCCGGGUCUGGAAACUUUGAUUCUCGCGGGCGAGGCAAUGUCGCAGUCCCAACUGGCCACUUGGUCCAGAAUUCAAUUGGUGAACGGAUAUGGGCCUACCGAGGCAAGUGUGGCGUGUGUGUUGAACUCUCAUGUCACACCAGACACCGAUUGCAAAGAUAUCGGCCUCCCGGUCGGUGUCAGGGCUUGGCUUGUGAACCCGGAGAAUCAUGACGAGUUGGUCCCUGUGGGGUGCCCUGGAGAACUACUUGUGGAAGGCCCUGGCCUGGCUCGGUGCUACGUGAACAACCCGCAAAAGACUAAUGAAUCCUUCAUCUACGACCCGGCCUGGACUCAACUUGACCCAAACAACACUCCUAAUCGAAGACUCUACAAGACCGGUGAUUUGGUUCGAUACAACGCAGAAACCGGCGCUUUGAAUUACAUUGGUCGCAAAGAUACCCAGGUCAAAGUGCAUGGUCAACGCAUCGAAUUGGGCGAGAUUGAGAACCAGCUGAGCAAGGACCCUCAAGUCACCCAUUGUUCCGUCCUCUUCCCCAAGUCCGGUUUCUCCAAGGGUCGUCUGGCGGCCGUUCUCUCCUCCACUGGCUUGCUUGCCGAGCAGUCUGAUUCGGACGCAGAGCCUCUAGGACUAAUUCCUGCCUCGAAAAAGGCCGAGCUAGUCCCCGGUGUGCGAGAGCGCUUAUCCGCACGUCUUCCCACGUACAUGGUCCCGGCCGUUUGGCUUUGCGUCGAAGCUUUGCCACUAUUGCCAUCGGGGAAACUCGAUCGCAAGGGAAUUUCCACUUGGGUUGCCGGUAUGGAAAGCGAUCCUGAUAUGCUGAACGGUGCUUCCGCCUUGGUUAUUGACGCGGAGGCCACUCAACCCGCCAACGAGCGAGAGGAAGCACUAGCCGCGGUUUACAGCCGUGUCCUCAAUAUUCCCCAGAACCAACUCAACCUUAAUGAGAGCUUCUUGGCUCUCGGAGGAGAUUCCAUCGCAGCCAUGACAUGCAUCGGCCUCUGCAAGAAGCGCGGGUUCGCUCUUUCAGUACAGGAAAUGCUGCGUAGCAAGUCUAUCCGUGAGCUUGCCACCCGUGCGAAGACCAUCGACCACCUCACCACCUAUGAAGAAGUUGUUGACAAGCCAUUCAACCUUUCGCCCAUUCAGGUGCUUCACUUCGGUGUCCGCAAGGAAGGCCAGGGUCAUUUCAACCAGGGUAUUCUCACUCGCCUCAACAGGCCUAUCGGAGAAGAAGCGCUUCGCAAGGCUGUUGAGACUUUGAUCUCUCGCCAUUCCAUGCUCCGUGCUCGCUUCACUGAUACUGGGUCAGCGACUGCCUCGAGCCAGUACAUUACUCGCGACAUCAAGGGCUCUUACCGAUGGUGUCUGCACAAUGUUGAGACUAUGGACGAGGCCAACUCAUAUAUUGCUGAGAGCCAAGCGUCCAUCAAUUGCUUCUCUGGUCCAAUGCUAGCCGUUGAUUACUUCACCAUGGAGGGUCAGCCCGACAUCCUGUCCAUGACCGCCCACCACCUGGUUGUUGACAUUGUCUCAUGGCGUAUCAUCCUGGAAGACCUGGAAGAAUUCAUUCUGAAUCCCGAAAAGUCGGCCAGCAAUGACGGCUCACUUCCUUUCCAGAACUGGUGUCGCCUGCAAGAGGAGCACUGUCAGACUAUGCGUGCCGAGCAGAAGGUUUCUAAAGACAUUAUCCCUGCUCCGGACUUUGCCUACUGGGGUCUCGAAAACAAGACAACAACCUAUGGUGACGUUGAUUGUGCAUCCUUCGAGAUUGAUCCUGCACACACGAAUUCCAUUUUGUUGGAAUGUCAUAAGGCGCUUGGCACGGAGCCGAUUGACCUGUUCCUCGCGGCGAUGCUCCACUCUUUCGGUCGAUCAUUCCCCGAUCGCGCUUUGCCAACUAUGUUCAACGAAGGACACGGACGUGAGGUGUGGGACUCCUCACUCGACAUCUCUCAUACAGUCGGCUGGUUCACCAUCGUUCAUCCCAUCUUCCUCUCCGAAUACAACGCAGACAGUCCGAUUGAUACUCUGAUUCAGGUCAAGGAUCUCCGCCGCAAGGUUACUGAUAAUGGUCGCGCUGACUUUACUAACCGGGUCCUGCCCGCCGAAGGUCGCCAAGGACCGGAUCACCAUCACCCCUUCGAGAUGUCGUUCAACUACGUUGGACAGCACCGCGACCUCCAGCGGACUGAUGGCUUAUUCCAGCUUGUUGACGCGAUGGCCGGUGAAGCUGGUCAAGGAGGUGGUGCCGCCGAUUUUGGACGCGACACUCCUCGAUUUGGAUUGUUUGAGAUCUCGGCCAUGGUCGUUGGUGGAAAGAUCAGAUUCAACUUCUCCUUCAACAAGUUCAUGAAACACCAAAGUCGCAUUCACCAAUGGGUUUCCAACUGCCAGGAGCUGCUUGUAUCACUAUCUGAGCAGCUCCCUGCUCUAUCUCCCCGACUGACCCUGAGCUCUUUCCCCAUGCUUUCAUUGACCUACCCGAUCUUGGAUAAGGUGCUCAAUGAGAAGCUGCCAGCCAUGGGCAUCGAGUCUGCCGAUCAAAUCGAGGACAUGUAUCCCUGUUCCCGGAUGCAACAGGGUAUCCUGCUGGGUCGCAAGCGGGAUAGCUCAUACUAUGCCGUCCAUGAUACGUUUGAAAUUCGCGCCACGGCUGCAAGCAAGCCUAACCUCGACAGAUUGUUGAUUGCCUGGCAGCAAGUCGUUUCUCACCAUGCCAUGUUCCGCACCAUUUUUGUCGAGAAUCUCACUCCCCGGGACCCCUUCUGCCAGGUCGUGCUGAAGCGCUGCGAUACUGCCCCUGUGAUGCUGCACUCUUCAAGUGAUGAUGAUGUCCUGGCUACUUUUGAUAAACAGGAGCCCAAGGACUACGCUGAUGUCACACCUGCGUACCGCUUCACCGUCUGCCAGACACCAUCUGGAAGACUCUUUGCUCGCAUCGAAAUGAGUCACGCCGCGAUGGAUGGAAAUUCAAUUUCGAUUAUUCUUCGUGAUAUUCAAUUGGCAUAUGCCGGGCGACUGGAAGAGAACCCGCAACCAUUGUUCAAGGACUACAUGAAGUACCUGCAAGACGCACCCCGAGACAUCAGCAUCAACUACUGGUACUCGUACUUGAAUGGCGCCAAACCGUGCUUGUUCCCCGUACUCACCGAUGGAGAGCAACCUGGCAAGGCCCUCAAGUCAAUCCCAGUCCGCUUCAAUGGGUUGAGCCAGCUUCAAACAGUCUGCGAGCAGCGUGGAAUUACAUUGGCCAAUGUUUUCAAUGCUGCUUGGGGUCUCACCCUUCGCGCUUUCUGUGGCACUGACGAUGUUUCAUUCAGUUACAUGGCAUCCCUUCGCGAUCUACCAGUCGACAACAUCCGAUGGGUCAUUGGUCCGGUAAUCAACUUGUUGGUUUGUCGGAUGAAGAUGUCUGGUGAUUCAAAGCUCAGUGAAAUCUUGCACCAAGUGCAGAAUGAUUACCUGGAGAGUUUGCCUCACCGCCACACCUCGCUCAUCGAUAUCCAACAUGCCUUGAAGAUGUCCGAUAGCAACCUCUUCAACUCCGGUGUUUCUUACCGUCGACUUCCUGGCUCAAAGGAUGCUGUCAACAGCGAGAUUGAGUGCGCCGAAGUUGGAACGAUUCAUGACCCCGCUGAGUUCCCGGUUUUCAUGAAUAUCGAGUCUGAAGACACGAAAGCCCAUAUCGAUCUGAACUACUGGACUACGACUCUUUCAGAUAGCCAGGCUGCCAAUGUCGCAAACACCUAUCUGCGUUGCCUCGAGAACAUCACCUCCCACAUUGACGACGAGCUCCGCCAGCUGGACAACCUCGGGGAGGAGAAUCUCGCACAGAUCAAGACCUGGAACAACAAGAGCCCCCAAGCCUUCGAGAAGUGCGCCCACCAGGUCGUUCAGGAGAUGGCCAAGAAGCACCCCGAAUCUCUGGCAAUCACUGCCUGGGACGGAAGCCUCACAUAUGCCAAGCUGGACCAGUACUCUUCUCGCCUUGCUAGCUACCUGACCACAUUUGGUGUCGGCUCAGGCACUCUGAUUCCAGUUUGCUUUGAGAAGUCAGUGUGGAACAUGGUCUCCAUCGUCGCAGUCAUGAAAGCUGGCGGUGGGUGUAUCCCAGUUGAUGAACAAAGCAGGACACUGGUUGUGAAAUGGAUUGUCGACAAUGCUGUUCAAGUUGCCCUUUCCUCCCCGGAAAAGGCACAACUCUUGGAGGACACCGUUCCAUACGUCAUUCCAGUCAGCGAGUCUCUUCUCGAGUAUUUGUCCGAUGAGACCUUCAAGCCUGUUGCAACCCCAUCCGAUAUCGCAUAUGUUGCCAUGACUGCCGGUACUUCUGGCCCGCCCAAGACAGUGGUCUUGGAUCACUCGACCGUUAUUACUCGAGCUGAAGCGUUUGCAACCACCAUGGCGGUCGCGGACGUCUCCAGAACACUGCAGUUUGCAACUCACACAUCCGACUCUUUCCUUCAGGAGACCUUCGGCACUUUCAUGUGGGGAGGUUGUGUUUGUAUUCCUGCUGAUGUCGAACCGACCAGCUUGGCAGCUUCCAUCAAUGCGCUUCACGCCAAUGUGGCGAGCAUCACACCCACUGCGGCCAGCUUCUUCAUGCCCAAGGAUGUCCCUGGACUGCGAGCUCUUGCCCUUGGCGGUGAAGUCGUUACUCAAAGCAUCCUUGACCGUUGGCAGACCGAUGACCUUCAACUGCAAGUUCUGUAUGGCACAAGCGAGAUCUCAUCCGCUUGCUUCCACUCGUUCUGCCUCGAAGGACAAACCCAAACCGGCUCCGUAGGAAAGAGCUCAUCCUGCACUUCCUGGGUCAUUGAUCCUGCAAACCACGACUGUCUGGCUCCCAUCGGCAGUGUUGGCGAACUUGCUAUCGAGGGUCCCAUCGUCGCUCGCGGCUACUUGUACAACAAGGUGGCGGAGAGCAAUGCUUUCUUCGAGAACCCCUCAUGGCUGUCCUACCGUGGUGAUGUCCAAACUCGUCUAGUCAAGACCGGAGACCUUGUCCGCUAUAACUCUGAUGGAUCACUUACCUUCGCGGGUCGCAAAGCCAGAGAGACGGAAUCCGGUCUUGCUGCCGACUUCUUCCAGACCCAGGAGCGCAUUGACACUUCCCUGGAUGCCCAGAACAGAUGCUUUGUUCAGAAGGUCCAGUUGCAAGUCGAUGGUACCCAGACCCAGUACCUAGUCGCCUUUUAUGUGGCUGCGGAUGCUGUCUCGACUACCUUGGACGAGCCUGUUGUGCAGCCCCCUACCCCAGAACUGAAAUCCUCGAUCUGCAACCUGUACAGCCAAUUGAGUGUCAGUCUUCCUGGAAUCAAGGUCCCGAGUUAUUAUAUCCCCAUCUCCUCCCUUCCCCUCACCUUUGCUGGUAAACUUAACCGUAAUGGAUUGACCACAGCAGCACAGAACCUUUCAAGCAGUGCCUUCGAAUCCUAUAACAUCAAGAGCUGGAACGGAUCCAAGACCGCCAACCGCCUCUCGCGUUAUGCCGCUCUCCCGCAAGCUAGUGUUGCUUUCUGGAAGGAAUAUCUCGCGGGCGUUGAGGCAUGCGUUUUCCCUGCUCUCACCCACGAGGCAGUGGAAAGCGGCCGAGAGACCCGCACGCUCAACAAAGCCACCGCGAAAAUCCACGCUUUCAGCAAACUCUCUGGCUUGCCAACUGAGACUCUCUUCCAAUUUGCUUGGGCUCUUGUCCUGAGAUGGUACAUCGGCGCGGACGAUGUCUGCUUUGGGUAUUCCAGUUCAGGAUCCAAGCAGAGCGAUUUGGAAGUUCCCCAGGUCUCAGCUUGCAGAUUCCUGAUCCAGGGUGAACACAAUUUGCAGGAAACUCUUCAGAAGGCGAAGCACAACUUCGAGGGUAGUGCCGCGAAUACGGCAGCUUUGGACGCCGUCAAGCAUCAACUUGGACUUGACGAUACUGUUCUGUUUAACACCUCUUUGACCUAUCGCACUGCGUCCUCAGCCCUCAAGGGAGGUGUCUCUGAGUCACGCGCUUCUUCUAUCUACGACAUUUCUGUCGAAGCCGAGGUUUCGCAUUCUCAAGCAGAGAUUCAAUUCAACUUCGCCGCAGGAAUCCUCCCCACUUCUCACGCGGAUCAUCUCAUUGACAUGUUCGGUCAAGUUUUGGACGACCUGAUUGUCAAUAAUGUUAGCCAACGAACAGUUGGUGACCUCGAACUUCUUCCUGAGCGUUCCGUGCGCCAACUCAGAGAUUGGAACGCUGGAUCGCCCCCCAGAGUAGAGAAAUUCGCCGACGAGCUCAUUCAGCAACAGGCACUACUCCACCCGCGGACCGAAGCCAUCUGCUCGUGGGAUAAGAAUUUCACAUAUGGUCAACUAGAACUCGCCUCUAGUCGCCUUGCUCGCCAUCUGUCAAGCCUCGGCGUCAGACCUGAAGUAUUCGUCGUUCUUUGCUUCGAGAAAUCCGCCUGGGCUAUCGUCGCCCAGCUUGCGGUUCUGAAGGCCGGCGGUGCCUUCGUGUCGAUUGACCCAUCUCACCCCGAUUCGCGACUGAAGAUGCUGAUCGAAGAGAUCGGCGCUGAUCUUGUGCUAUGCUCCUCAUCCGCCCACGCAAAUGUGUCCAAGCUUUCCAAGCAAUCCUUUGCUGUUUGCCAAACUUCUGUCUCGCAACUGCCAGAGUCGACUCUAGCCUUGCCUGUCGGCCAACGCAGCCUUGACAAUGCCGCUUACUCUAUCUUCACUUCCGGUACUACAGGAAAGCCUAAGGCGACUGUGAUUGAGCACAUUGGUCUCAGUACCACGGCGCUGGCUAUGUCCGACGCUCUGCACAUGGAUAACGACACUCGCGCUUUGCAGUUCUCGAACUAUACCUUCGAUGUCAGCAUUCUGGAAAUCAUGAUGACUCUAAUCAACGGCGGUUGCGUCUGUAUCCCAAGCGAAGAAGAGCGUAUGAACAACUUGGGCGGCGCUAUUCGACGUAUGAACGCCAACUACAUUGCAACCCCUCCUGCCAUCGUCAACACACUGGAGCCAAAGAGUGUCCCCGCGCUCAAGACUAUCAUUACGGGAGGCGAGAAGAUGCCCUCGCAUCACAUUGACCGUUGGCACGAUCGAUUCGUCAUUAACUCCUACGGACCGUCCGAGGGUACUGUUGUGGCGACAGUUGGCGUGAAGGUUGACUGGGAAGGAAACUUCGUCAACAACGACCCAACAUCCAUCGGAACUGCUCCCAACUGCAGAACAUGGAUUGUUGAUCCUAAUAACUCCAACCGCCUGCUGCCGAUCGGCGCAGUUGGUGAGCUGGUUAUCGAAGGAAGCAACAUCGCCCGUGGAUACCUCGGCAACGAAGAAAAGACCAAGGCUGCCUUCUUCGAGAACCCUACAUGGAAUACUCACCCUGGUUUGCAGUCCGUGUUCAAGCGCCAUGAUCGCAUGUACCGCACUGGUGAUCUGGUUCGCUACAAUAUCGAUGGCAGUAUCACAUUCAUCUCCCGCAAAGAUACCCAGAUCAAGUUCAACGGAGUCCGUAUCGAAGUCGAAGAGAUCGAGCACCAAUGCACACGCUGCCUUCCAGAGAACUCACAAGUUGCAGUCGAUGUUGUCGUUCCUGAGGAGCGCACCAUCGCGAAGGGUCUCGCUGCAUUCUUCACUGUGCACGACCCGGAGUCCAAUGGCGGAAACAGCGAUCAAUUCGCUCCCACCAUCGCGGGCGCUGAUCCCCUUCUGCUUCCCAUCUCUGUAUCCAACAUGGAUGCCGUUCAGAAGCUGAAGAGCUCAUUGCCUGAUUUGCUGCCUCAAACCAUGAUGCCUCGCCUAUUCUUCCCAUUGAGAAACCUUCCCUUCACCUCCUCUGGCAAGAUUGACCGACGCAGAUUGAAGGCCAUGGUUCAAAGCUUGUCUAAGGAUACCCUCAAGUCCUACAUUACGUUCGACACCGCCGAAAAGAAAGAGGAGGCCUUGGGAACGGCCCUUGAGGCUCAGAUUGUUGCCUUAGUCGAGAGCACCCUGGGACUUGGAGCUGGAUCUGUCACUGCUGAUGAUAGCUUCUUUGCCCUUGGUGGUGACUCUCUUUCUGCCAUGAAUCUCGUUGGCGCAGCUCAGGCGGAAGGCAUUGCAUUGACCGUCUCAAGCAUUUUCAAAUCUCCCCUGUUGAUCGACAUGGCCAAGAGCUGUGACGUUUCCGGUGGUGCUGUUGAGAUCAAGAAGGCUGAUGUUAAGCCAUUCUCCUUGAUCCCAGCUGGAGUCGAUCAAGAUGCUUUGGUUGAUGAGAUCACUGAUAACUGCGAGGUCUCCAAGGAGCUCAUCACCGACAUUUACCCUUGCAGUGCGGUGCAAGAGGGCCUCCUGACCCUCUCCAUCAAACACAAUGGCGCUUAUGUGGCUCAACCAUCGUUCCGCCUCGCGGAUAAUGUUGAUGUGGCUCGUUUCAAGCAAGCUUGGCAGCAGACCGUUGCUGAUCUCGAGAUCCUCCGAACUCGCAUUGUCCACACUGACGCCAUGAACUUCGCCCAGGUCGUCCUUAAGGAUGUUCCCAUUCCCUGGGUGCAGGCGCAGUCAUUCGAGGACCUCCCAAUGGACUUCGCCAACUUGCCCAAACAAAACGGCGCGCCACUCACCGGAUACGCCCUCGUUCAGUCUAGUGCUUCAUCUCCUGUGCACUUUGUUUGGUCCGUUCACCACGCGCUUUACGACGGAUGGAGCAUUCCUUUGGUGUUCCGCAAGGUUGAGGAGAAUUAUUUCGGCACUGAAGCGAAGCACCAUGGUACUCCUUACAGCCUCUUCAUUGACUACCUUGUCAAGAAGGACAUGGAUGAGUCCGACGCUUUCUGGAAGUCCUACCUGGCUGGGGUGUCUAGUACACCCUUCCCCGUCAACAAGAAUGCCCUCCCCGACGCUAUGCGUGCCGGAAACACACAGCACCAUACCAUGAAGAUUUCUCGUGCCGCUAACAGCGUCGAUCUUACACUGCCAGUCCUCAUACGUGCUGCUUGGGCCAUCGUGAUUGGUACUCACACUUCAUCAGGCGAUGUUUGCUUCGGUGAAACCCUCUCCGGUAGAAACAUUGAUCUUCCUGGUGUUGCCGACAUUGCUGGGCCCGUUUUGACCACCAUUCCCACCCGCGUGCAGGUGGCCAACGACAUGUCAGCUUUGGAAUACCUGCAGAGUAUUCACAAAUCCACCACUGAGAUGAUUCCCCACCUCCACCACGGCCUUCAGCGCAUUCGUCAAAUCAAUAAAGACACCUCGUCUGGCUGUGAAUUCAACAACCUUCUCGUCAUUCAGCCCGGUGAUGAGCUCGAUAGCAAGAUCUGGACCAACGACAACCGACAAGCUGCAAGUGAAGAUUUCUUCACUCAUGCGCUCGUUGUCGAGUGUGCCAUUACCAAGACUGAUAUUGCUUUCACUGCUCACCAUGACGAACUCGUCAUCAACGGGUGGCAGACUAAGCGUCUGACGGAGCAAUUUGCACACGUGCUCGGUCAACUGAUCUCCAUGCCAAAGACCAGCAUCAGCAAGGUCGGAGACUUGGAUCUGGUCAGCCCUGCGGACAAAGCAGAAAUCGCCACCUGGAACGAACGUACACCUUUGGUGGUCGAGCGUUGCGUGCAGGACUUCAUCCGGGAGAAGUGCGAGGAGACUCCCAAUGCCCAGGCCGUGUGCGCCUGGGAUGGUAACUUGACCUACAGGGAGUUCUGGGACCUUGCAACCGGUUUCGCCAACUACCUCAUCUCUCGCGGAGUUGGCCCCGAAGUGUUUGUACCUGUCUGCCUGGACAAAUCAGCCUGGGCCAUGGUCACACUGAUCAGUAUUCUGAUUGCUGGUGGUGGCUACGUUCCAUUGGAUCCCUCCCACCCCACUUCACGACACGAGGAGAUCCUCGCUGAUGUCGGCGCAAACAUGAUUCUUUGCACGCCCAACUACACCAGCCGCUACAGCCGAGUUGUCAAGACAGUCAUUCCCAUCAGCAAAGAGACCGUCAAGGCAUAUGGCUCUUUGAAGGCUGCUUCCCGUGCCGGGACUCAGGUCAAACCUUCCAACAUGGCAUAUGCGCUAUUCACUUCUGGUAGCACAGGCCGAGCCAAGGGUAUCAUCGUUGAGCACCGGAAUGUGGUGAGCAGUAUCAUGUCAUUCGCCCCAUGGGUCCGUAUGGAUGAGACCUCCCGCGUUUUCCAAUUCGCGUCUCUGACUUUCGAUGCCGCUGUUAUGGAAACUCUCGCGAUCCUCAUGGUUGGUGGUACUAUCUGUGUGCCAAGUGAAGACGACCGACUCAAUGACGUUGCCGGUGCUAUCCGCCGUUUGAACGUGACUUGGACAUUCCUCACUCCUUCGAUUGCCAGUAUCAUUGAGCCGGCUUCAGUGCCUUCCCUCAAGCAUCUUGUUUGUGGAGGUGAAAAGAUGUCCAAUGAGGUCAUCACUAAGUGGGCCAACUCUGUUCACUUGAUGAACGGGUACGGACCAACUGAGACCUGUGUCUUCGCUGUUGUUGACAAUGCCGUUGCCACAAGCCGUGACCCUGCGCGCAUUGGAUACGGUAUCCCCAGUACCCUGACCUGGAUUGUUGACCCCGACAACCACGACCGACUGACACCACUGGGUGCUGUCGGUGAACUUGCCCUGGAGGGUGCGGCUCUUGCUCGAGAGUACCUCAAGAAUCCCGAGAAGAACGCAGAGGCAUUCGCCUAUGAUCCCGCUUGGAUCAAGGACUUCAAGCCUGCAGUCCCUGGACCCCGUAGGAUCUACAAGACUGGUGAUCUCUGCUACUACAACCCUGAUGGCUCUAUUGAGUACAUCAGCCGAAAGGAUCACCAGGUCAAACUGCACGGACAACGCAUGGAACUCGGCGAGAUCGAACAUCGUCUCAUGGAGAACCCCCUCACCCGGCAUGCAGUUGUCAUUCUUCCCAAGAAUGGCCCACUCAAGCAGCGCCUCGUCACUGUUAUGUCUUUGAACAGUGUCGCAGCCGACAAUAGUCUCAUCUCCGACAAGCCCUGUGAGCUUGUCGCCGAGGAUGAGCUCAAGCGCCAUGCAUACAAUGAGCUUGUGGAUGUCCAGAAGAGCCUCGAAGACCAGCUACCCGUCUACAUGGUGCCUCAGACGUGGGCUUUGAUCACUAAAUUGCCCAUGCUGGUCUCUGGCAAGCUCGACAGAAAGAAGAUCACCGCUUGGUUGGAAGAUAUUGAUGACGAGUCGUACGACCGCAUCAUGGCGGACUAUGAUCGCAUCAAGCGGGGUAAGACUGAAGAGAAGGAAAAGCCCCAAGAAAAGGAGGAGAAGGAUGAGUCUUUGAAGAGCAUUCGUGAGAUCAUCGCACAGGUGUUGAACAUCUCGCUGCAGAAGGUCAAUGUGGAGCGCUCUUUCGUCAGCCUCGGUGGUGACAGUAUCACCGGAAUGGCAAUCAUUUCGCGCGCCCGAAAGCAAGGCCUUGUGGUGACUUUGCAUGAUAUCUUGCAGAGCCGCUCGGUCAAGGAGCUCGCGCAGGCAGCCAAGGCCAAGGCGCCAGUUACCCAACGUGAAGAGAAGUCUGGAGAAGGCUUUGCUCUCUCGCCAGUGCAGAAGCUGUACUUCCAGAGCUCAAAUGCUUACCAAGGCGACGCCCGAUUCAACCAAAGCAUGACGGUUCGAAUCACACGCCGGUGCGAGGGAGAGGUCAUUCGACGUGCUAUCAAGGCUGUCGUUGGACAGCAUGCUAUGCUGCGUGCUCGCUUCAGUGCGGCAACCGGUGGUAUCUGGCAGCAAAAGACUGCAGCGGAGGUUGACGAAUCAUUCCGGUUCCGCGUCCACUCCGUCGAUGAUGCCAAGGCAAUGGUGCCGAAGAUUGGAGAAAGCCAGACAUGCCUGGACCCCAUCAAUGGGCCAAUCAUUGCCGCCGACCUGUUCAACCUGGGCAGUGGAGGCCAAGUUCUCUUCUUGGUUGCUCACCACUUGUGCAUUGAUAUGGUUUCUUGGCGCAUCGUGCUCCAGGAUCUCGAAGAACUUAUCGUUUCUGGUUCUCUGUCCAUGGACAAGGCUUUGUCUUUCCAAAGCUGGUGUGCAUUGCAGACGGAACGCGCUAAGACACACGAUGCCAACAUUUCAUUGCCCUUCACACCCAUCAAGCCUAACUUGGAAUACUGGGGUAUGCAGGAUGCUCCUAAUGUCUACGGCGAUAUCAAGAUGGAGUCAUUCACUCUGGCCGAAGACACAACCAACUUCAUUCUGGAUGGCUGUCACAGCGUUUUCCGAACUGACAUAGUCGAUAUUCUUCUAUCUGCUAUCAUUCAUUCCUUCGGUCGCACUUUCACCGAUCGCAAGGUCCCCACAAUCUACAACGAGGGUCACGGCAGAGAAUCUUGGGAUGCAAACAUUGACUUGUCAAGAACUGUUGGCUGGUUCACCACCAUGGCACCCUUGCAGGUUGACUCUGAAGCUCGUAAGUCAAGCCAAUCUUACUCAAAUAAUCUAAACCUGACAUACAAAGGCGCCCUGAGCGAUAUCAUCAAGCGUGUCAAGGACACACGCCGCAAGAUUGCCGACAACGGAAGACCUUUCUUCGCCAAGAACCUUCUUCAGGGAGAAGGUUCCGACUUCCCUGUCCCAUUGGAGGUCCUGUUCAACUACCUUGGCAAGAUGCAGCAACUUGAGCGUUCCGACUCUCUCUUCGGUCACCACGGCAGUGCUUUCGAUAGCUCUGACUUUGCCGUUGCCGGUGACAUGGGUCCUCGAACUGCCCGCUUUGCGCUCUUCGAAGUCUCCGCCAUUGUGAUCAAGGAGCGCCUCAAUGUCGCUUUCACAUACAACCGCAACAUGCAGCACGAGAUCUCGAUCCGACGAUGGAUCCUCCAGUGCAAGCAGACUUUGGAGAAGGACCUUCUGAACCUGAGGACCGCCACCCCGGAGCCCACUCUCAGCGAUUAUCCUCUGCUCCCCAUCAACUACCACGGUCUUCAGAUGCUUACGAACAUCACCUUCCGCAAGGCUGGUAUCCGGAACCAAGACCAAGUGGAGGAUGUCUAUCCCUGCUCCCCUAUGCAGGAAGGCCUGCUGCUCAGCCAGCUGCGUGACCCCAACGCCUACAUGUUCCACACUGUUUUCGAAGUGAAGGAUACCAGAUCUAGCAAGAUUGAUGCUGAACGACUUGCCCGCGCCUGGGAGAUUCUUGUGGAUCGCCAUCCCGUGCUCAGAACAAUCUUCGUUGAUAGCAACUACACCGGUGGCUCAUUCGAUCAACUGGUUCUCAAGACCUUGACUGGCAACCUCAAUCGGGUCGAGUGCCUCGACUCUCAACUGGAAGAGAAGCUGGCCGCUAUCUCGCUCCGAGACUUGAACGCCAUGCGUCAAGCCAAGCUUUCUCACCAGAUGACAGUCUGCAGAACGAACUCUGGCAGAGUGAUUAUGAAGCUUGAAAUCAACCACGCCAUCAUUGAUGGUGGUUCAGUUGACGUUGUGCUCCGUGACCUGACCCUCGCCUACGACCAAAAGCUCUCUGAGGGCUCCGGUCCACGCUUCAGCGAGUACAUCAAGUUCAUUAGAACUCAGAGCCAAGGAGAUGCCCUCAGUCACUGGAAGCAAUACCUGGGUGGAGUCAAUCCUUGCCACCUCGCACCCUCCGCCGGAUUCGAAUCGAAGCGCGAGCUGAAGGGCGUCCUGAUGAACUUCCAACGAUUCCCCGAGCUUCUCAAGUUCUGUGAGCAAAGCUCUGUCACCCUCGCCAACCUGACUCUGUCUGCUUGGGCGAUUGUGCUCCGCCAGUUCACCGGAUCUGACGAUGUAUGCUUUGGAUAUCUGUCUGCCGGGCGCGAUGCCCCUGUGAAUGGAAUCCAAGACAUGGUCGGAAUUUUCAUCAACAUGCUUUGUUGUCGGGUCAAGUUCUCCGCCCAACAGACUCUGAUUGAUGUUUCCAAGGAAGUUCAGGAUGAUUACAUCCGAUGCAUUCCCCACCAGAGCUGCUCUUUGGCAAGUAUUCAACAUGAGCUUGGCUGGCAAGGACAGUCUUUGUUCAAUACCACCCUGUCCAUUCAAAACCACUCCGUCGCCGGAGGCUCUCAAGAACAGGGCUUGUCUUUCGAUCUUCAACACGCACACGACCCCAGCGAAUACGCGGUCACUGUCAACGUUGAAAUUGCCCGCGGUCAAGAAGGCAUCCUUUUGAGAUACUGGAAUGAUGUCGUGUCUGAUGAUCAGGCACAGGCAUUGUCUGAUACCAUUGCGAGAGUCUUCACCGGGUUCAUUGAGUCGUCGACCGCGACUCUGUCACAAUCCAAAUUUGAUGUUCCUGCUCCCGCUGACCCAAUGCGCUGGGACUACUCUCAGACGACACUUGCCAAUACCACUUCAAACAAGUCCGUCAAGUCUGCGACAGAGGGAAUCGAUAGCACUACCAUUCAGAAGAUCAUUGAUGAUCGUGUUCAUGAGAUUAUUGGUCGGAUGUUGAAAGAAGGAAAACUAACAGUGCCUCCAGCUCAGGAAGAUUCAGUGUCUAGCUACAACAACACUGAUACUUCCGCAAGCUCGCCUUACGUCUCCCAAAUUCAAGGAGCCGAUGACUCCGGUGUUUGCUCGGAGACUUCCGAUGCCAGUGAGGAUGGCACGUCCGCUGAGGUGGAAAGAAAGCUGUGGACCCUGUGGAGCACAGCUCUCGGUAUCUCUCCCAACGUGGUGAAACACCAAGAGAGCUUCUUCAAGCUUGGUGGUGACAGUAUCACCGCCAUGAAGAUGGUCAGCGCUGCACGGGAAGAAGGUCUGGUCCUUACCGUUGCCGAUGUGUUUAAUAACCCAGUGUUUGAGGACAUGCUGAGCACCGUUCGGGCCGCCAAUGUUACCCAGCAAAUGCUGGACAUGGAUCUCCAGAUGUCCCACAAGGAUGUGGAGGCCGAGUUCUCCCACGGCUCGUCUCCGAACCUGGUUCAAAACCCCUCCACCGAAAGCAUCGAGGUCCUCAAGCCCUCCUGGGUUGAUGAUGCUGCAGUCGCACGUGGCAUCUGCCCGAAGAUUGGAGUGUUCAAGGGUGGCAUCGCCGAUGUUCUCCCUGUCACGGACUUCCAAGCAAUGUCGCUCACAGCAACCCUGUUCAAGUCUAGGUGGAUGCUGAACUACUUCUACCUUGAGGGCAGAGGUCCCCUGGACCUCCGACGCCUCCGCGCCAGUUGCUUGAAGGUUGUCGAUGCAUUUGACAUCCUGCGAACUGUCUUUGUCUGCUUCCACGAUCAGUUCUUCCAGGUCGUGCUGCGAAAGAUCCGCCCUAGCAUCUUUGUCUACGAGACCGAUCGUGCUCUUGAUGAAUUCACGAUGACACUUCAGCAGAGAGACCGUGAAUAUGGUCCUCGUGAGGGUGAACAGUAUGUGCAAUUCUACGUUGUCAAGAAGAAGGGCAGCGACCAGCACCGCAUCUUGAUCCGCCUUUCGCACACUCAGUAUGACGGAGUGUGUCUACCAAGAAUCAUGGCUGCUCUCAAGAGCGGAUACGAGGGCACACCACUCGCUCCUAUCACUCCCUUCGCCACCUAUCUUCGUCAACUUCCAGGUGUGAUCAGUCCAGACCACUACCGUCACUGGUCCGAGCUGCUCAAGGGCUCCCAGAUGACCCAGAUCGUGCGACGAAAUGACACCAGCAUGUUCCAGAAUGUUGGAGCAUACACCGAAAUCAACCGCAAGCUCGAGAUCCCUCCUGCGGCACUGGGCAAUGUCACCAUCGCUACCGUCAUGCAAGCAGCCUGGGCCUUGACCCUCGCCAAGCUGGCCGGUAAAUCUGACGUUGUCUUCGGUUUGACCAUCAGUGGUCGCAACGUCAACGUUCCCGGAAUUGAUAACACCGUUGGCCCUUGUGUCAAUGUCAUCCCCGUCCGAGUCAGACUCGAUGAGAACUGGACUGGACGCGAUCUCUUCCGUUACCUCCAAGACCAACAGGUCUCGAACAUGCCCUACGAGUCUCUUGGCUUCCGCGAAAUCAUCAAACAAUGUACCGAAUGGCCCGACUGGACUUACUUCACCACCUCUGUUUUCCACCAAAACGUGGACUACGAGGGCACUCUUGAACUCGACACCAACAAGUACCGCAUGGGUGGUGUUGGCGUGAACGACAACCUGGCAGAUCUGACCAUGGUGUCGCGCCCGGAUGGCGAGAACAGCCUGUCUGUCAUUCUAGGAUACUCCGAGAAGGGCCCCGUCAUGCCAUCCUUCGCCGAAAAGGUUCUGGACAUGGCCUGUGAGAUGGCGAAGUCCCUGAUUUCCACCCCGAACAUGCCACUUCCUUCCGCAAGCAUGCUGCGCUCUUUGACACCGCAGACCAUCGACGACAUGCCUCGUCCCACAGAUGAACACUUCCUCAGCGCUCACCUCAAAUCCCGCUCCAUCGCCGAGCUCCUCGUCCACUCGGACAUUCUCUCUCGCUCAUGGCACCAGGUUCUCCCCAGUCGCAACCCAUCGACACCCGUUGACGUCGACGAGAAGCAAAACCAGCCAUCUCCCUUCCAAUUGGACUCGUCGUUCUUCGACCUUGGAGGUGACGUCUUCAAUCUGGCUCAGCUUACCUGGCUCCUGGAGCAAGAAGGUCUCAAGGUCCGUCUUGAAGACCUGAUCGAGCAUCCUUCUUUCCUGGGCCAGAUGGCCGUUCUGGCGCUCCACAAUGCCAAGCAUGUGGAAGAUCUUCCGGCCGAGACGGUUGCAACUGGUGCCGCGCUGCCUGAUCCUGAGGCCCGCCCCCGCCUGAAGAAGGCCAACACAUGGGAUAAGGCGAAGGUGCUUGCUCGCAAGCUGACUCGGCGAAACAACAAUCUUGUUGACAAGGCAUGA
Penicillium olsonii is the source of this 18195-nucleotide messenger RNA. The record is from the annotation of a GenBank genome assembly. NCBI's taxonomy places the organism in Eukaryota, Fungi, Ascomycota, Eurotiomycetes, Eurotiales, Aspergillaceae.